GAACGCCCAAGGACGUGACGUUGGAAAGGGAAGUUACCAAAAUCCAGGACAUCCGUGCUUGAUCUAAAAACAACAAAAACGUUUUUUGGACUUAUUGUGGGUAAAUUGAAAUUCAGUCGACUAAUUGCAGCACUAUAUUAUUUGUGAGACCAACGUGGAGGGGGAAGACUGCUGACUUUCAGGGUAACGUUAGCAGUACACGUUUUCAAUAGCUAGCUAGCUAAGUUAGCUAACUGCACACACGUGUGAAUCGGUGCCUCAGAUCAUAGCACUAGACUGAGGGACGUGUAUCGCAUCCCACCAGUCACCAUGGCAGAGGAUACGUUGAUGUUGAACCUCUCGUCUGACUCAGCUCCAGCAUGUCACUCGAAGAGUUAUCAGAGACCAACGUCUCAGGAGAAAUGGGCUUUGAAAAAAGCACAGAAACGAAAAUACUCAGAAAUACAGAAAGGGUUACCUAAUAAACAGUUCAAUGGGCCUAAGACCAAGGACCAACAGCCCCCCCGAGGACAUGGAAGAAGAGAAUGUACCAACCCAUAAAACCCCUGUCCGAAAGCCAGCACCAAAGGAUGCAGCCAAAGCCUUGUCCCCUGAGACUCCAAAACCAGCCCAGAGAUUCAAAGCCCAGACAAAAAUGACUCCAAAAAGAAAACAUGUUGGGGAACACAGAGGAGAGGACAGUGUGUUCAUAAAGACUUCGUCCCUCUUUAGAAAUAACCCAGAUAUCCCAGACGUCCACAGGCCUGCUGUGACCCAGCUGAAGGAGAAAGUCUUCACCAGUGACUCAUUUGCGGAGCUGGACCUUCACCCCCACCUGGUGGCGACGCUGACCAAAGUGCUGAAUGUGACCACUAUGACCAGUGUCCAGAAAGAGACCAUUCCUGUCCUCUUGUCUGGUCAAGACGCUGUCGUGCGCUCUCAAACAGGAUCGGGUAAAACUCUUGCCUACGGGAUACCGCUUGUUCAGUCUUUACAAGCAGUGGAACCAAAAAUUAAGAGAGGGGAUGGGCCUCUUGCUGUCAUCGUGGUCCCCACCAGAGAGCUGGCCCAGCAGAGCUUUCAGAUCUUCCAGAAGCUCCUCAAGCCUUUCACAUGGAUCGUGCCUGGAGUCCUGAUGGGGGGGGAGAAGAGGAAGGCAGAGAAAGCCAGGCUGCGUAAAGGGAUUAACAUUCUGAUCACCACGCCAGGCCGACUGGUGGACCACAUCAAGAACACGCUGAGCAUAGCCUUCAGCGCUGUCCGGUGGCUCAUCCUGGACGAGGCUGACCGGAUUCUGGACCUGGGCUUUGAGAAGGAUCUGACAGUGAUCCUUAAUUCAUUGAAUGCCACUGGACCUCCCAGGCAGAACGUGCUCCUGUCUGCUACUCUUACAGAUGGUAAGCUGCCCAAGUGUCUCGAAUAA
Messenger RNA from Oncorhynchus gorbuscha (pink salmon), 1402 nucleotides. Its product is annotated as probable ATP-dependent RNA helicase DDX31. Gene Ontology annotation, cellular component: nucleus. The transcript has 12 exons. Bases 473 to 1402 code for a protein of 309 amino acids. The record is from RefSeq and is a predicted model, not a curated record. Gene Ontology annotation, molecular function: ATP binding; RNA helicase activity; nucleic acid binding. NCBI's taxonomy places the organism in Eukaryota, Metazoa, Chordata, Actinopteri, Salmoniformes, Salmonidae. Gene Ontology annotation, biological process: ribosome biogenesis.